This is a messenger RNA of Cynara cardunculus var. scolymus (artichoke), 1428 nucleotides long. RefSeq lists its product as uncharacterized. Bases 225 to 1184 code for a protein of 319 amino acids. The transcript is spliced from 3 exons. Lineage: Eukaryota; Viridiplantae; Streptophyta; Magnoliopsida; Asterales; Asteraceae. The record is from RefSeq and is a predicted model, not a curated record.
UCUAAAUGCCUCCUAUCUUCAGUUUUAUCUCUUUGUAUUCUGUUUCCUGGCUCCUGCGAUUCUGGUUUUGGCCUUCUUCUUUGUUUCUGAUCUGAAAUACACAUAAAUUCUUGGCCUUUGUUCAUCAACUUGCUUCAAAUUUGCAUAUAAAGCAGGUUUCUUGCUGAUUUUGAAAUGGGAUUUCCCAACUCAUUUCAAGAACUGGUGGAUUCAGGCUCUUGAUCAUGGGGAUUCACUCUUCAGACAAGACCAUGGACGCUCGUUCGAUGGCCAACGGUCUGUCCGGAAACGGAAACGGCUACUAUGGCUCAAGACACAACUCGUACCAACCGGGACCAAAGGUAUCUCUAUCUUGGCUUGAUUUACGAGUUUUCUACAUCCGAAUUAGCAAAUGCGAUAUCAACGAUGAAUCAACCUCUGAAUAUCUAACACUUAACCAUGUGCCACUUAACCGCGAUACUUUACUUGAAGUUAAUGGGGUUAGAUCUAGCAUACACUCCGAUGGCUCGUCGACCCUUCUUAGAAGAGACCGAUUAGAUAAGAAAUCCGAGGAAGUUACAUUCGUUAGUACCGAUAGUCUUAGGACAACGGGAAGUUUGAAGUUUGAGGUUUUCGAUAAGGAUGUUCUUCUGGUUUCCGGGGUUCUUGAUUUGUGUCAUAGUAACGGAGUUCAUGGUGAAUCGAGUGAUUAUACGGGUAGAUGGAGGAUGGAAUGUGAAACGGAUAUGGUUUCCGGAAACGGGUUUUUGAACGGAAAACAAAACAUGGGGCAUGAAGUGGAUCCGCCGUCGCUUGAGGUUUGUUUGGCCGGGAGUUUCGCCGGAAAUCCAAUCAUCUUGACGAAGACUUUAGAACUCGGUUACCGGAAGAAGCAAACGAGAAAAGGAUUGCUUGAAGCCAUACCGGAAAAUGAAGCCAUGGCGAAUGAGGAAGAAGGCUCGUCUGGCCUUACGUACAAGGUGGCGGAGUACCCAACCUACAAGCCAGAAGACGAGUAUCAUAGCCAUUACUCGGGGAUGGAAUACAUUGAAGGUGAAGACGGAGAGCUAUCAUGGUUCAACGCUGGAGUACGAGUGGGUGUCGGGAUUGGUAUGAGCGUUUGUUUGGGGCUCGGUAUCGGUGUGGGGUUACUGGUCCGAACAUACCACGGUACAACCCGAAACUUGAGAAGGGGACUUCUUUGAUGUGCAAAAAAUCAACAAGAGUUGCAUGAAAUGAAAGGAAAGUGAGGAGGAGUUUUGUAGCAUAUUUAUGUGAUGUUGAUGUUGGUAGGUAUAGUUUAGUUGCUGACUGUUGUUUAUGUGUAUCACCCUCUUUGUUUUGAUUUUUGUCACCAAAAGGUUGAUAGGAAUAAAAGUUUUUGGUAACCAAAAAGUCUGUUUUCAAUAUGUUUCGAAACCGAAAGCAGCCUAAAAGGCUCGUUGCAGC